Messenger RNA from Toxotes jaculatrix (banded archerfish), 2976 nucleotides. Its product is annotated as acetylcholinesterase-like. The coding region runs from base 142 to 1935 and encodes 597 amino acids. NCBI's taxonomy places the organism in Eukaryota, Metazoa, Chordata, Actinopteri, Toxotidae. Gene Ontology annotation, cellular component: plasma membrane. The transcript is spliced from 10 exons. Gene Ontology annotation, biological process: choline metabolic process; acetylcholine catabolic process. The record is from RefSeq and is a predicted model, not a curated record. Gene Ontology annotation, molecular function: acetylcholinesterase activity.
GUAGGAGCUGUGGGUGGCGGACAGGGAUAGCCCAGCAGACGCUGGACAGAGGGAUUUUGAACCACGCCUUAUUCACCCAAUCACUAUUGUGUCCUCAUUCACUCCAGACAGACACAAACCGUCAGCUGUGAAGGAUUUCCCAUGGCGACAGACUUUCCCCGUACAUACUUUGCCAUUUCUCUUCUGUUGCUUCAAUUCCUGACUGCUUCACCUGCCACUCACGAUGACCUUGUAAUCAGUACUAGGCAUGGCAAAGUUCAAGGGAAGUUGCUCUCGGUGCCCGGUGGUGAUGUUAGAGCAUUUCUUGGAAUUCCAUAUGGAAAACCACCUCUAGGAAAACUGAGAUUCAGAGCGCCAGAGCCAGUAGAGAGAUGGGAAGGGGUGAGAGAUGCCACCACAUUUCCAAAGUCCUGCUACCAGUUGAGAGAUGCAGCCUUUCCAGGGUUCCAAGGUGCAGAGAUGUGGAACCCAAACACUCCUCUAAGUGAGGACUGUCUGUAUCUAAAUGUCUGGUCCCCACCUUUCAAUAAAACCCAGCCUCAGCAACUGGCUCCUGUCCUUGUCUGGAUCUAUGGAGGCGGGUUCGCUAUGGGAACGUCCUCUCUGGACAUUUAUGAUGGACGCUUCUUGAGUAAAUCUGAAGAUGUUGUUGUAGUGUCAAUGAACUACAGACUCGGUGCUUUCGGCUUCCUGUCUCUUCCUAACAACAAGAACAUCCGGGGCAAUGUGGGUCUGCUGGACCAGCGCUUAGCCCUGCAGUGGGUAGCCAAUAACAUUGCUGCUUUUAGGGGUGAUCCUUCAAAGGUGACUCUGUUUGGGGAGAGUGCUGGGUCAGGAUCCGUGGGCCUCCACCUGCUGUCCCCUGGGAGCCAUAAUCUUUUUCAUAGGGCUGUGAUGCAGAGUGGCUCUCCUAAUGCACCCUGGGGCACAAUGAGCCAAGCUGAGUCCUGGAACAGGGCCCUGAUGCUGGCAAGGACACUGGGGUGUCCCACAUCUCAUUCAGAUGAACUGGAAGCUUGUCUGCAGAAGGCUGAUCCUGAUGAAAUCACAAAGAAGCAACAUACUAUUCCCGUAGAGCCUUCACUCUUAGGCUUAUCCUUUGUCCCUGUUGUUGAUGGGGACUUCAUACCAGAUAAACCUGAAGUGCUGCUGAAUACCAGUAACCACGCAAAGAAAGAGGUGCUGCUCGGCUUAAACAAGGACGAAGGGACCUACUUCCUAGUUUAUGGAGUGCCUGGAUUUACCAAUACCGGUCAGAGUCUCAUCACCAGGAGUAACUUCCUGCAAGGAGUGGCCCUCACAAUGGUAGAUGCAAGUUCCGUCUCAAGAGAAGCGGCCAUUUUCCACUACACUGAUUGGACAGAUGAGAAUGACAAGACAAAAAACCGUGAUUUUCUGGGUAGUCUGGUUGGAGACCAUCUGUUCGUUUGUCCUGUGGUAGAGUUCGCUCAAAGGUACUCACAAAACGGCGGUAAGACUUUCCUAUAUUUAUUUGAACACCGGUCAUCAAUCAAUUCUUGGCCACAAUGGAUGGGUGUUAUGCACGGCUAUGAGAUUGAAUUUGUCUUUGGAAUGCCCCUGAAUGCAUCCCUGGGAUACACGAAGAAUGAAGUGAACAUGACUAAGAAGAUUAUGAAACACUGGGCCAACUUUGCCCGAACAGGGAAUCCAGGGAUUGAUGGAGCGGACUGGCCCAUAUUCACCCCUGAACACCAGGACUAUGUCACUCUGAGCUACAACCCUUCAGAACAAAAGACGAUGAUGAGAGCUCAAGAGUGUCAGCUCUGGAACAAAUUAAUACCAAAUAUACAGAAAGUCUCAGAUGAUCUCCUGUCUUGUGCACAUGCAAGUGGGACUGUACUCCGCUGCAAUUACAAAUUCUUCUUCAUUUUAUUGGUUACUGGUUACUGGUUUAUUGGUUUACUGCUUUACUAGAGUGAAGAGACCUGUCCUUCAUACAGUUUACACAAAAAAGAAUAAAACUUGGUCUUUACUACUUUUGUAAACCUUUAAUGUGAUCGCUGCAUAAUUUGUUUUUUCAAAUAAAUAGAUUUUUGCCAUAUUGAAUUCAGCGGAAGAUGUUUAUUAUACCACUGAACCAUUUUUACUAAGGCAUUAACAUGUAAGCAGUGCAUUAAUGUUGUAGUAGGUCUGGGUGGAUAACUUUAACAGCCUCUUAAUACUGUUGGUUAUAUUAUUUAUCUGAACGAUGCAUCAUAUUUUAGAAACUGAUCACGUUGUGCAUGUUAAAUCCUAAUUUGGAAAGCAACUAGUAACUAUACCUGUUAAAUUAAUGUAGUACAGUGUAAAGUACAAUAUUUGACAUUAUAAUGUAAUGGAGUAUAAGGUAGCAUAACAAAAGAAAUACUCAUGUGAAGUACAAAUACGUCAAAACUGUACUUAAGUACUUAGUUACUUUCCACCACUGAUUUAAUUUUACAAUGUGAUUUAGAUCAAGGAAUAAUCCAUUUAAUUAUGUUUUAUCAUAUGUAAUUACAGACCCUAAAGUUAAAUACAGUGCUGACAAAGAAAAAAAAAAAUCUUUUGCAGGUACUACUACUACACAAUGUACAACUACCAAAUAGUGGCUACUGCUGUGACAUGGGAAAUUUAUUUCUGAUCUCAUGUUCAGCUACCAUUUCACAUCAAAUGUGCGCAUAUAAAUGGUGUAAUGUAGACUGACCGAGAAGUUUGGGUGCACCAUUAUUGGAAAAAUUUGAAAUUAGAGUCAGUUGUGUUGUAUUUAAACAGUCCGAUUUUGCAACUUGACUCUCACAAAUUCAUUUUGAAGGAAGCGUUUAGUUUUUCAUGUCUAGUAGACUACAUCAUAAUCCUCACAAAAACAAUCAGGAAUGCUCUGGAUUUGUAUUAAUUAUUGCACUGACCAUUAAAUGCCAUGUAUUGAUCAUUACAGUAUUGGAUGUAAGGUUUGUUUAACCAUGAAGUUAUUUAAAACAAUAAAGUUAUUUGUAUGUA